UAAUGUAUUUUUAAAAACAAUACAAAAUACAUAAUUCUAAAUUGGACAUUGCUAAACAAAUUUCUUGUAAACUGUAUAAAGCAAACCUAGCUUAUUAUUAUUAAACAUUUUUACUGCAUUCCAUCACAUCAAUUGCCUAUUUUUCUACAAACAACGAAAGGAUUGAUAUCUGGCAACUCUAAGUCAUUGUCAGAACGAGAAAUAUCGGACACUUGUAGCCCUCUCACUCGGUUUCAAUUUCAUUUUGCGUGCAACGAGACUCUUACACCCUUAGCAUAAGGUUUUCUUUUCUUUACUUUAACUGCAAGAGGUACAGAUAGAACACACUCCUGUUGUACGUAGUACUUAUUUAUUACCUGCAUGAACAUUGAACAUAACAUAUCCACAUAAUUCAAAAACAUGUCAUAUAUUGAUUUUUUCUCUAAAAAUAUUAAAAAUAAAAAAUGGGACGCUGAAAGUAUCAGAGGAUCUUGUUAUGAGAUGUGUCCUCAAGUCGAAGAGAAAUUACGAGCGAAAGAGAAACUCGUGCACGUUUUGGAAGUUGUAGGCUCAACACGGCAACUGGUGAAAAGCUACAGUCGUUCAGCGGCAGACUCAAAUAUGGCGAUUCCUGGUCUCUUGAGACCAUUUCCUAUACUUAAAGAGACUACUCAGUAUUUAUUACUAAGAGUAACAAAAAGAACUGAUGUAACCCCGGCAUGUGUAUAUGACUUCAUAAAUGACAGAUUGCGAGCCAUUCGUCAAGAUAUGACAGUGCAGCGUUUAGCGCCUGAAGAAUGUGUGCAAUUGCUUGAACCUAUGAUUAGAUUCUAUGUAUAUUUUGGAUACAGAUUAUGCACCAGCCCAUUAAGUGAUUUUGAUCCUGUGUUAAAUAAGAAAUAUCUAUUGGAAUGCAUGAAAUGGUUUCUAAGCUGCUGUGAUAUGCUUGACGGAAAGUCUAGAGACUAUGAGCUGACUGAAUUAUUAUCAAAUUGGACCAUAGAUAAAGCUGAGCAUAGACUAACAUGUGACAGAGUGUUGGUGGAGAGCUUGUAUGUGUUGUGUAAUUUAGGAGAUAUGCAUCCAUUAUACAGAUAUCUAUCUUUGAGGCCAGAUAUCAAAAGGAACUCACAUUUGCAAUUGGUUUAUAAAAUGGCAGUGGCAAAUCUGCACGGGAACUUUGUGAAGUUGUGCCAGCUGUCAGAAAAGCUGUGUCCACUCACUUAUUGUGCGUUUUUGUUACAUCUACCCACUAUUCAAAGGAGAGGCGUGUCUGUGUUGAGUGUCGCGUACAGCAGCGCGCGCGGGGCGGUGCCGGCGGGCGCGGUGGCGCGCUGGCUGCGCCUGCGCAGCGCCGCCCGCGCCGCCGCGCUCUGCUCGCACCACGGCCUCGCCAUCCGACGCGACCACAACGAUCACAACGACCAUUACGAGCAUAACGGCCAUUACGAGCAAAACGACCAGGUGCACUUCAACAAGAAAGACUUCAAGGCUGAUGUUGAUCUGAUGAAACCAGAUACCCAUGUCCCAGACAAAUUAAACAUUCCAAUUCAAGAAAUUCUUACAUAUCGAACUGAUGGAAUGAUUUAGUGAGCUGCUCUCAAAUCGUAGCAUGCCAGUUUUUUACUUUUUUUUACCUUAUAGUAAGUGGCAAAAAUGUAGGCGGGUGCGAUAAUUUAAAAGAGUACUGUGCAACACUGCGUUGCUAAUGGAUUAUUCCUGCUGUUGCCAGAUUACCCUGUAUGUGGACUGUGAUCUCAGUUUUAAGUUUUAAAAAAAUGUUUAUUUUUUCAGUGUUAUACAUAUUUCGUUUGUUUUUAAUAAAGCAAGAAA
Molecule: messenger RNA, 1812 nt
Organism: Papilio polytes (common Mormon)
Lineage: Eukaryota; Metazoa; Arthropoda; Insecta; Lepidoptera; Papilionidae
Product: germinal-center associated nuclear protein
Exons: 7
Coding region: 400-1569 (389 amino acids)
Biological process (GO): spindle assembly; centrosome duplication
Cellular component (GO): nucleus; spindle; centrosome
Source: RefSeq, a predicted model, not a curated record